This is a messenger RNA of Cyprinodon tularosa, 1419 nucleotides long. RefSeq names its product replication factor C (activator 1) 4 (gene rfc4). Gene Ontology annotation, molecular function: DNA binding; ATP binding; ATP hydrolysis activity. NCBI's taxonomy places the organism in Eukaryota, Metazoa, Chordata, Actinopteri, Cyprinodontiformes, Cyprinodontidae. Gene Ontology annotation, biological process: DNA-templated DNA replication; DNA repair. The coding region runs from base 137 to 1210 and encodes 357 amino acids. The record is from RefSeq and is a predicted model, not a curated record. Gene Ontology annotation, cellular component: DNA replication factor C complex; nucleus. The transcript is spliced from 11 exons.
AAGAAGAAGAAGCCGUCAGCGGAAGUUUGCUUUAUGCUUCCUGGCGGGAACGCGGAGUAUUGAGAAGCUGCUCUUGGGAAAGAUUGUCGUUUCUAAACUGUAUUUAUCUCCUGUCUUAAAACCUACUGGAGGAAUCAUGCAGGCUUUUCUCAAAGGAGCAAAUUUUCCGACAAGCAAACCUCAGAAGGAGAAGUCAACAGCUGGACCGAGUGCAGAGAAAAAAACCAAAGCCAUUCCCUGGGUAGAAAAAUACAGACCCAAAUCUGUGGAUGAGGUGGCCUUCCAGGAUGAAGUUGUAGCCGUGCUGAAGAAGUCACUCAAAGGAGCAGAUCUUCCAAAUCUGCUCUUCUAUGGCCCUCCUGGAACAGGAAAGACCUCCACUAUCUUAGCUGCUGCCAGAGAGCUUUAUGGACCAGAGUUGUUCCGGCAGAGGGUGCUGGAGUUGAACGCUUCGGAUGAACGAGGCAUUCAGGUCAUCAGAGAGAAGGUCAAGAACUUUGCUCAGCUGACGGUGGCUGGGACUCGUCCAGAUGGGAAGAUGUGUCCCCCUUUUAAGAUAAUCAUCCUGGAUGAGGCUGACUCCAUGACGGCUCCAGCACAAGCUGCUCUCAGACGAACGAUGGAGAAGGAAUCUCGCACCACGCGCUUCUGUCUCAUCUGUAACUACAUCAGCAGGAUCAUUGAGCCUCUCACUUCCAGAUGUUCUAAGUUUCGUUUCAAACCUCUGGCCAAUCAGAUCCAAGAAGAACGUCUGCUAGAAAUAUGCGAAAAAGAGAAGCUCAAAUACUCUAACGAGAGCAUUGCGGCGCUGGUGCAGCUCUCUCAGGGGGACCUGAGAAAAGCCAUCACAAUCCUGCAGAGUGCAGCCCGUCUCAACGCUCACAAGGAAAUCACUGAGCAAGCUAUCGUUGAGAUAGCAGGGGUUGUUCCUUCCACGAUGAUCGAUAAUUUGCUCCAAAUCUGCUUCAAAGGGACAUUUGAGAAGCUAGAAGUUGCAGUAAGGAACCUGGUGAAUGAAGGUUACGCAGCAACACAGAUCCUGAGUCAGCUUCAUAGCUGUGUCUUGGAAAAAGACAUCCCUGACAUGCAAAAGUCAACCAUUGCAGAAAAGAUGGCGGUUACGGGAAAGUGCCUUGCUGACGGUGCAGACGAGUACCUGCAGAUACUAAGUUUGUGUUCAGUGAUCAUGCAGCAGGCUUCCCAAAGUUAAAUCUCUGCUGAGGAACCUCCUGUUACAGAUUGAGAUCUUUCCUCUUGUCCAGAACAGUUUGAUACUGGAGCCAGAAUAACCAGAUUCUGAUGGUUGUCCCCCUUUGCUAUACAAUGUUCAGUUUUAGAAGAUGGAACAUAUGUAACUCUUUACCAGGAUAUUGUUGUAAUAUUAUGGAGAAUAAAUAUUUUCUUUUUAAGAAGUGAAAA